Messenger RNA from Vicia villosa (hairy vetch), 1676 nucleotides. RefSeq lists its product as uncharacterized. NCBI's taxonomy places the organism in Eukaryota, Viridiplantae, Streptophyta, Magnoliopsida, Fabales, Fabaceae. The transcript is spliced from 13 exons. The record is from RefSeq and is a predicted model, not a curated record. Gene Ontology annotation, biological process: proteolysis. Gene Ontology annotation, molecular function: serine-type peptidase activity. The coding region runs from base 104 to 1450 and encodes 448 amino acids.
AGAAGGAGAUAAACAAGGAUCACGAAUAUGUUACUCAAGAUAAAACGACGAGAAUGGAUAAAAUAAGGAGAAAGCUACCCCUUAACAGUACCACCGUAUCUGUAUGUUGCAAAACUUGAGCUAUACGAUGAAAUACCUACCCGCGAGACCCCUCCGAGCACUACACGUGCUAACUCUGCUCCACACGUGUCUCCUUGUGCCUCUAACUGCAUCCGUUCCAGACACUAGACUCAAAAUGGUUGAUUAUAACGACGAAACGCGUGCCAUGCAUGUAAAUAGAACCAUAGCCGCUCCAGCGCGCGCUCACAUGGAAUUUCCACAUCACGAAACCGAUACAAAAAUGGAAGAAAAAAAAGCCAAGAAAAUUGCGAGCGAGUUCCGAUCAGAGUUCCUGCAAAUGCUCCGUAAGAGACGAACUCCUCGAGUUCCGUUAACCACUGAAAUCGUAAAACCAGUGGAGAAUGCUUGGUAUCAGAAGAACUCUCCUUCAUCGAAAAUCGAUGAGGAGAUUAUGAAAUCUUGUCCAAAGAAAGACAUUGAGAAUUUCAAAGAUUUGCUCAAGGAGGAGAAUCUGUAUUUAAAUACAGAAGAAGGAGAACAAGGAAAGUUGCCUCUGUUGAUUUUGAGUUUGAAGGAAAGUGAUAAACAGAUAAAAAGACCUGCAGUUGUUUUCCUUCACGGUACAAACAAGUAUAAAGAAUUUUUGCGUCCAUUGCUAGAGGCAUAUGCUUCGCGAGGAUACAUAGCAAUCUCGGUUGAUUCCCGUUACCAUGGUGAACGAGCAAAGAGCGCCACCACCUAUCGCGAUGCUCUUAUUUCUGCAUGGAGAACUGGAAACACAAUGCCAUUCAUAUAUGACACGGUAUGGGACUUGAUUAAAUUGGCAGAUUAUCUAACACAGAGGGAAGAUAUAGACCCCUCUAGGAUAGGAAUCACUGGAAUAUCCCUUGGAGGAAUGCAUGCAUGGUUUGCUGCAGCUGCUGAUACUCGCUAUGCAGUAGUUGCUCCUAUAAUUGGUGUUCAGGGAUUUCGAUGGGCCAUAGACAACGAUAAGUGGCAUGACCGAGUUGAUAGUAUAAAGCCUGUAUUUGAAGUGGCUCGUCAUGAUUUGGGUAAAAGUGCUAUCGACAAAGACGUAGUCGAGAAGGUGUGGGAUAGGAUUGCUCCUGGUUUAGCUUCCAAGUAUGAUUCUCCCUACUCAGUUCCAUCUAUUGCACCCCGUCCUCUACUUAUAAUCAAUGGUGCGGACGAUCCUAGGUGUCACCUUGCCGGAUUGGAAAAUGUAAAGUUAAAAACAAGUCAGAUAUAUGAAGUGUUUCAAUGCUCAGAUAAUUUUAAGUUUAUGGCAGAACCUGAAAUCGCACAUCAAAUAUCAAAAUUUCAGGUGAAAGAGUCGUCGGAUUGGUUUGACAAGUUUCUAAAGCCUCAGCAACUUAAGCCUAAACUGUAAAAUGAUAAAAAAAAGCUCUCUCUGGCUCAUGUUACAAUUUUGUACUUAAUAUAUAUCUCCUAGUUCAUGUAUCCCAUAGUCCAUGUUAAUUAUGUUAUAAUUUUCUAAUUAAUGUAUCAUCCCCUAUUCCUUGUAAAUUAUGUUAAAAUUUUCUAAUAAAUGUAUCCUUCCCUAGUCCAUGUUAUCCUAAUAAAAUGUAGAACCAUAGUUUUAUGUGUCUGACUUA